AUGUUCUCUCCUUCCGCCUGGUCGCGGCUCGCCCUCGCCUCCUUCCUUCUUACCGCCCCCCUCGCAGACGCACGAGAACAGUCCCUUUUCACUUCUUCCGUCACCUACUGUGCUCCUCCAGAGAGUCUUCUUGUCGAAAGAUUUGACCUCGCCUACUUCCAGGCCAAUGAGUCUGUCGUCUUCAACAUCGUCGUCGCCAGUGUCGACUCCAACACAAGUGUCAAUGCCAACCUCCUCCUCAACGUCUAUGGCAUGCAGCCCCUUGAUCUCACCAUCGACAUCUGCUCGCUUUUCGGUGGCGCCCUCUGUCCCCUUCCGGUCUACACUUUCAAUGGUUCGGACACCAUCUCCCUCCCCGAUAGCCUCGACGUCAGCUCCCAGAUCCCGGGCAUUGCAUAUGUUAUUCCCGACCUGGAAGCCUUUGCCCAGCUCAAUCUUACCGAUGUCAAAACCGGUGAAGUCAAAGCGUGUCUCCAGACAACGCUUUCCAACGGCUGGUCAACACAUCAAUCUGCGGUCGAGUGGGCCACCGCUUCCAUCGCGCUCUUUGCCCUCGUUCUCGCCAUCUACCAUUCCGUCGUCGAUCCCGACACCUCUCUCCUUCCUACCCGUUUCCUCGACGUGAUGUCCUUGUUUCAGUCCAUCGCCCUUUCCGGCCUUCUCUCCCUUAACUACCCCACUCUCUACCGGUCAUUCACUUUCAACUUCGCCUGGACUGUCGGGCUGUUCACCAUGUCCUCUUCAUCUCCCAUCCAGCUGGCCAUCAACCAAAUGCGUCAUUCGACCGGCGGCUCUCUCUCGAACGUCAGCAGCGACGGUGCCAUCUCGUUCGUCAACCGCCAGCUGAGCCCUUACAACGUCGGGCAGAGCAACUUUGUCCUCGGCGGACAAAGCCUUGUCAAAACGGCUCCGUCAUUGCCUCAAAUCGAUCUCGCCCAGAUGUCGCUCAACACCACAGGCCUCCAUUCUCAGGUCCUUAGCAGCGUCGAAGUAGCCACGGUCACGGAGGACUCGACCGACGUGCUUCAAGCGGGUAUUCCGAUCUUCACCAACACAUUGGGCAUCGCAACGGCGAAUGCGUUCAUGACCAUUUUCCUCAUCUUCCUUAUCCUCGUCGCCAUCGUCAUCGCUUCCCUCGGACUUGCCUAUGGCAUUUCCCUCGCUCUAUCACGAUCAAAGCUGGCGGAGAAAAGGCCGGAUAUCAUGGAGUUCCAUGCCAGGUUUCCAUCCUUCGCUAAGGCAUGGUGCUUGCGCAUCGCUAUGGUGUCACUGCUGCCUAUCACGGUCUUCGCAUUCUACCAAUGGACCCUCAAGGAUUCGUGGCUCUCCGUCUUACUCUCCGUCAUCGCACUCCUGGCGUUGGCAGGCUUCGUUCUUUACGCCACCUUCUUCGCCAUUCGCGCAUCUCUGCCAAAUGCUAGAUGGACCAACGAGACGCCCUCUCUCUUUGUCGCUCCCUUUACUUCCCCAUACCGCUCCAACAGGGUCUACUACGUGGGCCCAGUGCUUACGACGGUCUUGGUCAAGGCCCUUGUCACGGCGUUUGGCUCGACUCAUGGGAUGGCUCAGGCGGUCAUUUUCGUCAUCUCCGAGUUCUUCCUCUUCCUUUCCAUUAUCGUCAUGAAGCCGCACCACACCCGCGGCUCGGACGUACUCGCGGGCUAUCUGACCAUUUCCCGUCUGGUCUGCAGCGGGUUGAUGCUCGCGUUCACCGAGACGCUCUCCGUGAAGGCCAUCCCCCGUGUAGCCAUCGGCGCGAUUAUCGCUGUCAUCUACUCGGUGGCCGUCAUCGUUCUGUUCCUCAACCUCCUCGUCCACCUUGGCCUCUGGCGUCUCAUCAUCUUCGUGUGCACCUGUGGACGCCGUGGCCGUACGGCCGCCCACCGGUCCCUCGCCAGCCACACUGGCUCUUCGGUCGAAGAGAAAGACGCCGAAAGCCCGGUCACGGAGAAGAAGAACUCGGUGACGAUCACGACGACCCCCUCGCAGUACAUCGUCGCACGACCGGAAAAUCCGUCACCACCAAGCACGGAGUCCUUCUCGCAUUACGCACCUCAGAGCGCCACAUCAAGCACAACGCUCGGCGAGACCCUCCCCCGACGAUGGUCGUUCCAGCACUCGCGGCCGCCAUCGGUCUCGACCGAUGCGAUGCAUUCUCCCGCAUACACCCACCGCACCUCCACCGCAUCAUCCCCUAUCUCGGCGCAACGACACAGUCGAAACAUCUCAUCGUCCCUUCCCACACCUCUAGAAGAACAUCCCGAGCAUGAAGCCCACGCGCUCUAG
Molecule: messenger RNA, 2286 nt
Organism: Epithele typhae
Lineage: Eukaryota; Fungi; Basidiomycota; Agaricomycetes; Polyporales; Epitheliaceae
Product: TRP-domain-containing protein
Exons: 3
Coding region: 1-2286 (761 amino acids)
Biological process (GO): fungal-type cell wall biogenesis; transmembrane transport
Source: RefSeq, a predicted model, not a curated record